AUGACGGUCUCCGGGCUCGCAGCCCCGGGGAGCAGCACGUAUUCCUCGAAUACGCUGCAUGUAGGAGAUGGAACAUGGGACAGUGAGCGCGACACAUUCUUGCUGCCCAAUCUCAUGGGAGUGAAUUUUGAGACGAUGCGAUACAAUGGCAUGGGAAAUCGAUUCAAGAACAUGACUGGGUACCAAUCGAUGAUUAUCGCGCACGGUGUUAUUGCGGCUAUCGUUUUCCUGGGCCUUGUUCCAAUGGCAUCCCUCAUUAUCCGAUAUUACUCCCGGUGGAAUCCAUAUUGGGCUUUUAAGCUUCAUGCAUGGUUCCAGGUUUUGACAUUACUUUUGACAACAGUCGUUUUCGUGUUGGGUUGGUUUGCUGUCGGUCCAGAGAGAAGUCUGACCAACCCGCACCAUGGAAUUGGUCUGGCAAUCUAUGUCAUGGUCAUUUUCCAAGCGCUAUGGGGCUGGUUUGUCCAUAAGGUGGAAAGGAACAAGAUGCGACAUCGCGUUCCAUUGAAGCUAGUGCUUCACCGAUGGCUCGGUCGCGCGCUCGCUAUUCUAGGAAUUGUGCAAAUCCCGUUGGGCCUGACAUUAUAUGGCUCCCCCAAGGUGCUAUUCAUUCUAUUUUCGCUGGCUGCUUUCGCAUACUUGGUGGCAUUUUUCAUUUUAUCCUAUCUGUAUGACGAUGAAGGUUAUCAUGUUCCGAGUGAGCAUGGUGGUAGUCGCUUGAGUCACAGUCAUUACACAGGACCGUCGGUCGUUGAAGAGCAACACCAUGGCGGGCUGGGACAGGCUCUUGCUGCCGGUGGAGCGACUGCAGCACUGGCUGCGAUGUUUAAACGCCGCCCCAAAAGUCGCCAUUCAAGCGGCGCAUAUGAAGAUUCACGCACAUCUUAUUCGGACGAGAAGUACUCUGAUGAGGUUUCCCGGAAGGAGAGCGGCGGCUGGGGUAGAAAGUUUUUAGAAAUUGGGGCUCUUGCCGGUGCUGGUAUUCUGGCGAAGAAAUGGUGGGAUCGUCGAAAGGAGCGCAAAGAUGAUGCCGAGUCAGGGCGGUAUAGCCCAGCCCAUUCGCGCACUGAUAGUUUCUCCGAGGAGUCUCUCAGUCGACUUGAAGACGGAAGACCAGAGCCCAGUCACCAAACACCCCUCAACCGCCCCCCAAGUCGGCCACCAAGCCGACCCCAGAGCCCUGGCUCAUCAUACUAUUACAACAGCACAUAUUUCACUGAGCCCGAGAGGCGCCCAUCACAUGGCAUUAGAGAUGCUUUGCUUGGCGCUGGCGCUUUUGCUGGGCUGAAGAAGAUUUUUGGCGGACGCCGCAACAAGGAUGACGAAGAAAAGAGGCGAUUAGAUGAUAUCCGUCGCCAAGAGGAAGAAGAUGAGCGGAUCCAACGUGUCAAUAGCAAGCGACGACAAAAUAAUCCCCCCGGGCCAGGCCCCUACCCGUCGCGACGCAGGCCGAGCUCAUACACCGAGAGUGACCUCACACCAACCGAGCUGACUCCCCGACCUCCUCGACAGCCAUCUCAUGGGUCGCUCCUCUCAGCUGAGCCCAUGGCAUCUGGGGCUGUUCACGACCCUGUUCCCUCAGAUCUGCCUCCUCCCAGGCCUCCAAUUCAUCACGAACUUUCCGGUGACUCGAGAUCAGAGCUACCACCUUCGGAGACUGGAUCUGAGCUCGCAGCCGGAUUUGCAGGUGGAGCGGCCGCCGCUGCAGCAGCUUCCAGCCGCCGUCGUAACAGCCGUAGCCACAGCCGCAGCCAAAGCCGAAAUCGACGCCGCGACGACCACGUUGAAUCCCCGCCUGUCUCCGUGAAAGUGAAGAUGCACAACGAUGGUCGCCAUGUCACCCUCCGUCGUCUCACAGAAGAAGAAGCUGCCGCAAGCCGUGAGGCAAGACGCCGAGAGCGACGAAACUCGCGACGUCGUGCAGGAAGUGCAAGUUCUCUUUCUGGUGACGAACGAAGUCACGAUCGCUGGCGUCGCGUCGAGGAACUGGAGCGACAACAAGAGGAGCAGCAGCGCCAUGCUGCCGCUGCAGCCGCCGCUGCGGGGGUCCCUAUGUCCAUGGCACCGUCAGGCAGUAUCCCUGCAUCUUCUAUGCCGCCCGCAUCCCAAGUUAGCCAUAUGCCGCCUCCACCUCCUAUCCCAGGCCCUGCACCUUCCGGGUUGGCCUAUGGUAGUGUGACUUCACCUGGUACAUGGACAGGUACCGAAGCCAGUGGGUCAUAUGCAAAUAAUCGUCGCCGCAGACGGGCAGAGCGAGCCAGAACACGACAAGAGAGGCAGCAGCAGCACGGAGUGGAGUUUGAGUAA
Messenger RNA from Penicillium pulvis, 2307 nucleotides. RefSeq lists its product as uncharacterized. The coding region runs from base 1 to 2307 and encodes 768 amino acids. The transcript has 3 exons. Lineage: Eukaryota; Fungi; Ascomycota; Eurotiomycetes; Eurotiales; Aspergillaceae. Gene Ontology annotation, cellular component: MIS12/MIND type complex. Gene Ontology annotation, biological process: chromosome segregation. The record is from RefSeq and is a predicted model, not a curated record.